AUGGAUGAAUUAGACGUUCCUUUCUUUUGUCCUACGUCCUAUUCUUAUUCAUCACCCGAAGUUCAUACUGCGUGCGUGAUUCGAGUUCUCAACUUAUUUGUCAUGUGGUUGUACACGAUCUUAUUAAUUCUUAGUAUAUUCGCUUGGUGUUGCGGUUUCCUUCCAUCGGAAGAAGAUUUUUAUUUCAAAGAAAAAUUCUUAACUUCCACUGGUCUAUCCUCAUUAAGUUUCGGGAAUUCAAGUACUUGGAGUGCCACUUGGGGUCAGGGUCAAGGUCAAGGAGGGAGUAAUAGUAAAGUUGGAGUAAUAGAUGAGGAAAAUCCUUCAAAGAGUACUGUUGAAAGUACUACUUCUACUAACCCUUUCUAUAAUAAUAAUGAAAGUAGUAAUAUUAUUAAAACUUCUUAUAUUAAAGGUGAGAAAGGUGAGAAAGAGUGA
Molecule: messenger RNA, 438 nt
Organism: Diversispora eburnea
Lineage: Eukaryota; Fungi; Glomeromycota; Glomeromycetes; Diversisporales; Diversisporaceae
Source: the annotation of a GenBank genome assembly